CUGCAACCGUGAUGACACGCAGCUCGUAUCUCAACCUCCAUCGGGAGGGCAAAAAUAACCUUGGGCGUAAGGGGCCUCAACUUCGAGGAAAUUGUGUUGAUAAGAACUAAAUCCUUACUUCCUUAAUGCUCCUUCCCGCUCCCGCUUUUUAGCCUCUACCCGAAACAAUCCUUCGGAGGACGUCGAGCCCACAGUCAGCAGCAAUGAGCCUCAUCGACACUUAUCACGUCCAUUUGGGAUUCUGGACGAAUUGGGAUCACGGCAAGAUCGAGGGCGCGACGAUCACUCUCACGCGAAGGAAUGGAGGCCUCCUCAUCGCUUUUAUCGCCAUCUUUGUUGGGGCGGCUGGCAAGAGCUUCUGGAGACUCGCAUGCUUCCUACUCCACCGCACGCUCUCUUCUUCAAGCCCACAGAGCGGAACAUAUCAUCAACUCCAGGCGAUCCUGCGAAAUAGCGGAGCCGCUCAAGACGCGGCGUGGUCUCUUGCGCAGCUCAUUUGGGCGUGGCGAGUACCUGCGAGAUUUCGGAAGCCACUCCCUCGACUCGUCGGAAUCAUUGCGCUUGCGCUAUUUGUCUCUAUAUCCUUCGGCAUUGCUGGCGUCUUCUCGUCCCAGAUCACAACGGAUACCGCGAAUGAAGUCUUAUUGACUGGCGACAAUUGUGGACCACUCAGAGGCGGAGACGAUACGAACAACACUGCGUACGACUUACUCUUCGAACCACAUCAGCAUCAAAGAGUCACCGUCUAUUCGAACUACGCCCUCCAAUGCUACAAUGGGAAUCUCUCGACUAGUGCCGAUGACUGCCAGCCUUAUAUCCAAGCAAAAUUGAAGGCCACGGUUACCCGGAAUGCGAGCUGUCCGUUUGCCAAUGAGAUGUGCAAGUCUCAGACAGAUAACUUGAUCAUCGACUCUGGAUUCAUAGACAGCCACAAAGAUCUAGGGAUCAAUGCGCCAUCUGAGAACCGCUUCCAGUUGCGCAUGGUGCAUCAGUGUGCACCGCUUGUCACUGGGAGAUUCACCAAUAUCUCUACUGGAGAGAACACGACCGAACAAUUUCAGCGCUAUUGGUACGGCGCGCUUGACGACCGCGUGAACUUCACCCAGGAGGUGUCGUUGAACGAUACAAACUCUUAUGCAGAUCUCAAGAAUACCAGGCAGAGGGCGCAUGCUGAUUAUGGCAUCAACGUUCUGAAAGCAUACGGUGGUCCGCUGGAACUCUCCAAACAGUUCUCUAUGUUUGACCCAAUUCCACAGCUCCAGAGGAGAGACGCUGAUACAAUGUUGUUCUUCCUUACUGCGCACGGUAUCCUUUUCACCCGGGAGGUAAAUGACCCUUGGUUUGCAGCACAUCGAAAAGGUCCCCGAUUUGGAAAUAUCAGAAACGACGACUGGACCCAAACCUACCUACAAGAUGAGCCGGCGAGCGUGCUGGGAUGCACAAUGCAAUGGCAAUACUGCAACCCUAAUCUAUCUGAAGCAUCACGCUGUGAGCCACUCCGCGGGACAAUCGACGACAGUUAUCCAGUUACGGAUCUCUACAAGUCGCAGUCACAGAAGACAAUGCUUCAAUGGGCCAUUGACGUCAUUCGGUUGGAUUUUUUCUCGCUGUCUGGGAUCGUCGAAUCGCUGGGAGUAUCUUCCAUUACUGCACGACAAGGUCUGGGAAAUAAUAUUCAGGGGCCGUUGCCAGAUACUCAGUGGCAGUCAGAGGUCGAGCAUUGGGUCGGCGCGUCGCUGGCUUCACUCCAGGGCUCCUUCGUUGAAACAGCGAACGGACCUACGCCUCUUUACCAACAGUUUCGCCGAGCACCGAACAACACAGCCGAGCGCACGAUGUGCAGUAAUCAGAAAAUCGUGACUACUAAAUACUCUUCCUUCUCUGUUCUCGGCGCGGGGCUCAUCCUUGUUAUUGGCGGCAUUUUCAUCUUGCUCGACCUCACACUCGAAUACAUCGUCGACUACAUCCAAAUCCGCCGGAAUAAGAAACAUCCUAACCCCAGCGGUACUUACACGCGUCUCGAAUGGAACGCCAACACAACGCUCCAACUACAGCGCCUCGCGCACGAACACGUCGGUUCGGGCACAUGGGCAAAUCGCUGGAACCAUCCCGUGACUAGUCCGGGAGAGAAACUCGCCAUGAUUGAUAUCAGUGACGAGGAGCGUACACUCUUCAUCGCACCUCAGAACUGGGGAGAAAAGCCCACGGAUGGGAAGCCUUCUACAGCUGGCUCAGAUACUGCAUCCUGGGUGUCUCAGGGGCGGAAAGUGAGGAAGAUGGAUACUUUUGACUCGAUUGAGGAUGUGAAGAUGAAGAGGCCUGAUACCUUUGCUCCGACUGAAAGGAAAGUCAAGCGCAUUGAUACUACGACUACGCUUGUCAACGAGAUCACGAUCGAUGAUGACGCGAUCGAACAGGACACGCCGUCUACGGCACGAGCGAGACAUUCGGAUGAGAUUGCUCGUGCACGUUAGGGCAUUGGUACAUUUCUUGUAGUCUUCCUUUUCUUGUACAAUAUUUGAUCUUCGGGACCUCUGAGCGGGAACAUAGUCGCAAAACAUAGAGGGAAUCUUACGCCGUAGACAUGCGAGAGUUCUUCUACUCCGUCCAUCGGCCGCUCCUUCUACUAUAUCUACACCAGCGUCCUCCCUUGGAAGACCGCAUUCUCUUUCAUAAGCCUGAUCCUGACCCCGAACACCCCAGUCUGCGGAGAUUACCCCCUCGCUCCCGAUGUGCUGGAGUCACUCCUCUCAUCGCACAGAGAUGACUAAUCAAGCCCUUCUGACGGGCUCAUGUCCACGGGUGGAACGCACCACGAAUUUGGCCAUCGAAUCGUAGCCUGGUUAGUGCAUCCCGGAGAUUUGGAAAUGUUCUGGCAUCACGUCCUCCUCCAACGGCUCCUUCCCUUGCAAUCUUAUCAGCUCACCGCGAGAUAGGACUAGC
Trematosphaeria pertusa is the source of this 2943-nucleotide messenger RNA. RefSeq lists its product as uncharacterized. The coding region runs from base 204 to 2474 and encodes 756 amino acids. The transcript has 3 exons. The record is from RefSeq and is a predicted model, not a curated record. Lineage: Eukaryota; Fungi; Ascomycota; Dothideomycetes; Pleosporales; Trematosphaeriaceae.